AUGACUAGUCAGAAAAAAACCGACCCAAAACCUCCAGAAGGUUUCGGCAUUUACGUCCGGAACUUUUCAACCGAAACCAAACAAACCGAUUUGGUCAAGUACUUCUCGCAAUUUGGCAACGUGAUUUGGGCCCACUUCGGUCAUGACUAUUUGCUGUUGGAUUUUACCGAAAAUGAGGCCGUCAGGAAAGUUAUGACAAAAAAUGCCCACUUUUUGAAUGGAAAGCGCUUAUUUAUCCGACACAAGUUACCUACUUUGAAUGUAAAAGUUCCAAUCAACGACGAAGAAAUCAAUAAUCAAUUGCAGCAAUCAAUAGUAGAAGGCUUACAAGGUGCAAACGAUUUCGAUGAAGAACUAAAACGCCUAAUCCAAAAACUCCAACCCAACCAAUUGGAGUGCUGGAAAAAACAGCAGGCAGUCUGUAAUGACUUGGGUCAAAUUUUAUCAAAGCGAUUCAAUCGGAUUGAAGUCCACCAAUUUGGGUCUACAAUGACCGGAUUGGGGUUUGACUUGACUAGUGACGUGGACGUUUACUUGGCCAACGUGAAAUUUGAAGAUAACGAAGAGGUUGAGGUGCGUUUGUUGCACAUAAUUAAAAAUAUGUUGGUAGGUAGUCGUAAGUUUGGCAACACUUUUGUAAUAGGCACAACUAAAAUUCCUAUAGUUAAGUGCUUACAUUUGGCAACUCAAAUACCUUGCGAUAUCAAUGUAAAAAACAUGAUUGGUGUUUGGAAUAGCAAAUUGAUUCAUUAUUAUCUAAGUUUGGAUCCGAUGAUUAAACCCUGUAUGAUUUGUUUGAAAUAUUGGGCCAAAAAUCACCAAGUCAGCAAAAAAACUCUAUUUUUCACCAAUUAUUCUUUGGUGAUGCUUUUUUUGUUUUAUUUGCAAAAUGUUUUUUGUUUUCCAUCUGUUCACCAGUUGCAACAGCAUCCGAAUCUAACUCAAAUCAAUAAUUGGGUUGUAGAUUUUAUUCCCUUACCUCAUUUUUAUAGCCAGAGCUUGGCUAUGAACACCACUUUAGGUGUAUUGAAAGGAUUUUUCGAAUUCUACUCGCAGUUUGACUUCAAAACAUACAUCAUUGUGCCUUAUUUAGGCCAAAAAUUUCUGAGGCAAGAUUUCGAAUGUGUCGACUCCUUACCUGAAAGUUGCUUGGCUUAUAAAAACUAUUUGGCUUCAAAAAUUGAACCGCAACUCAAGCUGACUAGUGCAAUUUGCCUGCAAGAUCCCAUUGAACACUUUCGCAAUAUCACUACAUCGAUAAAUGAUUCAAGUUUGGAACAUUUUAUAAUUUUAUGCAAAUUUGGUUUGAAAAUUUUCUUGGAAAACGACGAAAAUGUUUUGUUGAAGCUCUUAACUAAAGAACCUCUAACAGAUAGACCUACAACUUCGAUACAAGAAGAUUGUUUCACAUUGAAAUUUCCAAACUCUUGCUUGGAGGUUGUAGUUAAGCUGCUAAAUGUCGCUUUAUGUGACAUUUUGUGUUUUACCAUGGUAAAAGACGAUGCAAUUUUUAAUUAUAAGACAAAAACAAAUAUGUGGUCUUCACGCAAGGUAACGUCGAAAGAGUUCAAUUUAAAAAAGGAAGUUAAUUUGAUUCAACGCGAAUUGGCUAUUACGCGACAUUUGAAAGAGCGGAAUAAGGAUUUUCAAACUUCCAACGAUAUUCUGGAAUUCAAGUUGUCUUUGGAGGCUUACAAAGAAGAGCUUGUUGAAGGGGUCACUAUUUCGGUGCACAAGUUGCAAUCUUAUAAAAAGACGUUUAAGUCGUUUGCACGGUUUUUUACGACAAGUGUUCCCUUGUGGCUUCAAGCAUAUCAGAGAGACACAAUCUUAGAUAAUGACACAAUGAUGAGUACUUUAUAA
This is a messenger RNA of Ceutorhynchus assimilis (cabbage seed weevil), 1863 nucleotides long. The record is from the annotation of a GenBank genome assembly. Lineage: Eukaryota; Metazoa; Arthropoda; Insecta; Coleoptera; Curculionidae.